GGGCGGGGCUGCUGCAGCGACCGGUCGCUCUGCUCCUCCCGGCGGCGUCGACGUUGGUGACGGGCCCUGGCCCUCUGCUCCUCCCGGCCGUCACUCCCUCCGUCCCUUCCUCCUCUUGGCAGCAGCAGCAGCGGCGGUUCCCCGCUCCUAGAUCUUCCCGGCGGCGGCGGCAACGGCGACGUUCGGGUCGCCAUGGACUUCAACGUGAAGAAGUUGGCGGCGGACGCCGGCACUUUCCUCAGCCGCGCCGUUCAGUUUACAGAGGAGAAGUUUGGUCAAGCUGAGAAGACAGAGUUGGAUGCCCAUCUGGAGAAUCUGCUGAGCAAAGCAGAAAGUACCAAAUUAUGGACUGAAAAAAUAAUGAAGCAGACCGAAGUGUUGCUGCAGCCAAACCCAAAUACCAGAAUAGAAGAAUUUGUAUAUGAAAAACUGGAUCGGAAAGUGCCUUCUCGAAUAAAUAAUAGUGAACAGUUAGGCCAGUAUAUGCUUGAUGCUGGAAAUGAAUUUGGCCCUGGAACUGCAUAUGGCAGUGCUCUCAUUAAAUGUGGAGAAAAUGAAAACCGAAUUGGUGCUGCAGAGAGGGAACUAAUACACACAGCAGCAGUUAAUUUUUUGUCACCCCUUAGGAACUUCCUAGAAGGAGACUACAAAACAAUAUCAAAAGAACGCAAGCUCUUGCAGAAUAAAAGACUGGAUUUAGAUGCGGCGAAAGCAAGACUGAGGAAGGCAAAAGUCUCAGAGUCCCGUUCGGCUCAACUAAACGCUACUCAGGCUGAAGGAGACAACCUUAUGGUAAAUUUAUCUUACAUGCUCAACUUGCUGCAUGUAAAAUGGCUGAAGAAUUGUCUGGCUGUAUCCCUUCCUUGCGGUUAUGGCAAAGCUGCUCUGGAUCGUGGACUACCUCAGAUCCAACUACCACUCGCCCUGGCCUCCUUCACGCUUUGGGCAGAGGAGGUGACAAAUGCUGAGCAGGAAGUGCGAAUCACACAGAGCGACUUUGACCGCCAGGCUGAGAUCACAAGACUUUUGCUUGAGGGGAUCAGCAGUACACAUGCACACCACCUUCGCUGCUUGCACGAGUAUGUUGAUGCCCAAGUGACCUACUAUGCACAAUGCUAUCAGUAUAUGGUUGAUUUGCAAAAGCAGCUUGGAAGUUUUCCGACCUCGUUCACUUCCAACAACAAUCAGAUUGCCUCAGCGCCAGUUUUAUCCAACACCGUGCCACCAUUUUCUGCAUCUUCAGUCCCACUAUCCACGUUAAACAAUCCAAUCGCUGCCACUGGUACCAUAGACUAUAAGCUGUCGUCUAGUGGCACAAGAAAAGCUCGUGUUCUCUACGAUUAUGAUGCUGCAGACAGCAGUGAGUUGUCGCUUUUAGCUGAUGAGGUGAUAACUGUAUACAGCCUGCCCGGUAUGGAUUCUGACUGGUUGAUGAGUGAAAGGGGGAAUCAGAAAGGAAAAGUGCCCAUUACAUACUUGGAGCUGCUAAACUGAACAUAUUGAUCUGAAAAUAUUGGUUGUAAUCACAAUAUUUAAUUGCAGCCAACUUUGUAUAAAGCAAUUCAUGAAAUGUCUUCCACACAUGUUGUCCCUGAAAUGUUUGGGACCAUAUGAGUUACAUGUAUGACUAAACAUGUGUGUUCGUUACUGCACUCGUCCAAGCCAAUGUAUAACUCCCUUGCUUUUGAAAACUUUUAAUAUUUUUGUGCCAUGAAUGUUAUUUGCUAAGAAAUAUCUGCUUCAUUUUCUAUUUAAUAUUUCAUUCUUGCAUAUAUUAGUGAUUGGAAAAGCAUUUCUUUAUUAAACCAACUUGAAUACAACAUCUCUGUAUUUCUAAAACUUAUUACCAGAAACAUGGAAUUUAGCUUUAAAAAAAAAUGACAUGUGCUUGACUAAAUGUUAAAAAUGAUGUACAGCAUCGCCGAAAUAAAACAAAGUGUCAAAAGAUCUCUUUCCUGUAUGUAUUUGUGUACUUGGACCUUGGAUCCAUUGCGAACAUAGGCACUCAAGCAUUUAAUGAAACGUUUGUUCUUGUUAGUCCUGA
Molecule: messenger RNA, 2044 nt
Organism: Amblyraja radiata (thorny skate)
Lineage: Eukaryota; Metazoa; Chordata; Chondrichthyes; Rajiformes; Rajidae
Product: endophilin-B1
Exons: 12
Coding region: 193-1494 (433 amino acids)
Biological process (GO): membrane organization
Cellular component (GO): membrane; cytoplasm
Molecular function (GO): protein binding
Source: RefSeq, a predicted model, not a curated record